Molecule: messenger RNA, 992 nt
Organism: Staurois parvus
Lineage: Eukaryota; Metazoa; Chordata; Amphibia; Anura; Ranidae
Source: the annotation of a GenBank genome assembly
AAUAGGUUACACCUUGGAUUUGGGUGUAACAUGUUAUAAAAGAUUAAUUUAUCCUUUAAAUAUGUAUUUACAAAAGGAUUUUCUAUAUAUAAAAAAACAAUUCUAACAUUGAUUUCUGUCUGUUUACAGAAGAAGUAGACUACAACACAUUCGGGUCAGCCACUUUGAAUAGAAAGAAGAAAAAUGCUUUGGUGGCAUUACGAAAUGACAGCCUCCGCCACAAGAAACCGCACAUCAAUAUCAGUAUGCCUCAUGAUUUUAGACCAGUGUCCUCCAUCAUCGAUGUGGAUAUCCUUCCAGAAACACACAGACGAGUAAGACUAUACAGACAUGGAUGCGAAAAGCCUCUAGGAUUUUAUAUUCGAGAUGGAACUAGUGUCCGGGUGACCCCUCAUGGUUUGGAGAAAGUGCCAGGUAUCUUCAUCUCCAGAAUGGUUCCAGGAGGCUUGGCAGAGAGUACUGGUCUGCUGGCUGUGAACGAUGAGGUUCUGGAAGUAAAUGGUAUUGAGGUAGCUGGGAAGACUCUUGAUCAGGUCACAGAUAUGAUGAUAGCAAACAGCCACAAUCUAAUCAUUACGGUUAAGCCAGCCAACCAAAGAAACAAUGUUAUCCGAAGCAGUCGCAUGUCUGGCAGCUCUGGUCAGUCUACAGACAGCACGGCCAGUCACCAUAGCUUGCCGUCAGCUCAUCUACUACAGAAUUUUAACCCGGAUGAAAUGGAGAGUGACGAUGAUGCGGAUAUUGUUAUAGAAGGUAGCCUUGAGCCACGCAACAUUCCCAAAUCUCACAGCCUGCCAUCAGGCAGCCUUUCGCGAAUCAAUGGCACCAGCCUUAGCCACAGGUUAGAAAGAGACUUGACUCUAAACCAUUCUGGGCGUGAGAGUAAUGGAAGUAUCCACAAAAUUCUCAACAGCUUGAAGGCUGACCCAAGGAACAGCUUGGUCAUACCCAAAGGAGGCAUUGAGGAAGAUGGCACUGUUAUUACACUUUAA